Messenger RNA from Hepatospora eriocheir, 276 nucleotides. The record is from the annotation of a GenBank genome assembly. NCBI's taxonomy places the organism in Eukaryota, Fungi, Microsporidia, Hepatosporidae.
AUGGGAGAAGUAAAAAAGAUAAAAUUUAAAUCAAAGAAUGUUAAAAAGAUUCUAUUAGACUUUGUUUUAGAGAUAUUUGCUAAUUUUAAAGAAGAAAGUCUACCAGAAAGAGUAAACAUAAUUAAAGAUAAAUUAGAUGAGAAAUUUGAUGGUGGGUGGAAUGUUUGGUGUGGGAAACAUAUAACGGGUGUUUGUACUUAUAUAACACGUACUUUUAUAGAAUUUGAACAUGAUGAAGUUUUUUAUACAAUUUAUCAAACUUACACACCAAAAUAA